This is a messenger RNA of Sinocyclocheilus rhinocerous, 1152 nucleotides long. RefSeq names its product spindle and kinetochore-associated protein 1-like. Lineage: Eukaryota; Metazoa; Chordata; Actinopteri; Cypriniformes; Cyprinidae. Gene Ontology annotation, molecular function: microtubule binding. The transcript has 7 exons. Gene Ontology annotation, cellular component: spindle microtubule; outer kinetochore; mitotic spindle. The coding region runs from base 136 to 912 and encodes 258 amino acids. Gene Ontology annotation, biological process: cell division; regulation of microtubule polymerization or depolymerization; mitotic cell cycle. The record is from RefSeq and is a predicted model, not a curated record.
UCUGUGACGAAAGUGUGUGGAAGAAUCACAUGGUGUGUUUUGCGCGUGCUUGUAUUUGAACUUUGGCGCGAUCUGACUUCACAUCCCUUUCUGAAACACUCUAAUCAAUCCCAUAAACAAAUCCAUAAGACAGAAAUGAAUCACUGUGAGCUUGAAGAAGUGACGCAACAUAUUAACGACAAAAUUUCCAUGAUUAAAAGUCUCCUGGAGCUUCGAGCUGUUGCAAAAGAUCCGGACAAACGUGGGACUCUUCUCAAAAUCGAGCAAGAAGUCUCUGCCAUCAACGAGCUUCUGGAUCGCUUUGAGAGAUAUGUGGGCGAGCAGAGAGGCUUGCUUAAGCAUUUGAAGGAUCUAGAAGUUUUUUUCCUGGAGGACGAGCAGGAUGUCCUUCACCUCAAGAACAACAUCCCUCCGCACAUGCCCAAAAGAGGCCAGCAAGCAGCUCCGCAAGGAGGAGGACAGGUGGCAGUUCAGAGCAGGCAGACAGAUGCGCCACCCGCCCCUCAGGAACAGGGGCCGCCCAGGAAACCUCAGCGCAACCAGAUCAAAGAGAUGGAGUUCAUUACCGUCCCAGAGUUUGACAGCAUACCACCGUAUAUGAAAGGCCGCGUGACGUAUGACCAGCUGAACGCAGCGGUGCAAAGCAUCAACACAGCUGUGACGUCAAAAUAUAAGAUCCUCCAUCAGCCAGUCAAAACCCUGAACAAUGUGUCCCGCACGCUCCACCAGCGCUUUAAAGACCAAGAAACAAAGGACACCAAGGGUCAGUUUUUCAUCGUGGAGCAAGACAUCAGAGAGUUCGCCCAGCUGAAGGUGGACAAACGGUUUGUGGGCAUGUUGAACAUGCUACGCCACUGCCAGCGUCUGAGGGAAGUCCGAGGCGGCGGUCUCACACGCUUCAUCCUGCUCUAAGACUCCGAGACGCCCACAUCUCCAUCACAUCGCUUUGAAUGGAGUCACAUUUGCCGUGGAAUUUAUUAAAAAUAGAAUUAUGUCAAAUCAUCCUGAUUUGCAUCUACUCAGUUUGAGGCCUAAAACCUGGCAGAGAACUGGAUUUAUGGGUAAACAAACAAAUUAAACACAGUCAAACAUCAAAUGUUGAAACCUUUGUGUGCUUGAAAAGUGUUGCUAAUAAAUUGGUUUUAGAACUGA